Messenger RNA from Rhododendron vialii, 5388 nucleotides. RefSeq lists its product as uncharacterized. Gene Ontology annotation, cellular component: Ino80 complex. The transcript is spliced from 3 exons. Bases 465 to 4604 code for a protein of 1379 amino acids. Lineage: Eukaryota; Viridiplantae; Streptophyta; Magnoliopsida; Ericales; Ericaceae. The record is from RefSeq and is a predicted model, not a curated record.
CCUGACUCGCCGUCUGUUCUCACGACCAACAAGAGAGCAACAGUCUCUCUCUCUCUCUCUCUCUCUCUCUGCGGAAUCAGUCCUUCUCUCUCCUCUGUCCUUUAUCGUCUUUUCGCAACCCCGAGCAAAUCAGACGGCUCACGCAUCUCCACGUCUCCUUCGUCUUCUUCGUUAUUUCUCUGCUACAUCCCACGCUCAUAAACCGCCUCUGCACACUUUCUCUCUCUCCUCUCCCUUCUCUCUCUCUCCUCAUCUAGGGUUUCCAUUGGCUCGUGACAACCAAUUACACUACUCUUUCUCUCUCCACAAUACAAAGGAUUUCUCUCGCCUCCCCCACAGUUCGAUCCUUUGGUUGCAAAUUCCUCCACUCCAAGGGUUUCCUUUCGGUUGCUUUGUUACGGUUGGAAUUCAAAUUCCAACAGAGAAAAGGUUACUGCUUUGUGGUAAUUUUGGUGUUAUGUUGAAUGGCGAUUGAAAAGAACAGCUUUAAGGUUUCCAGGCUUGAUUCAGAGCUUUUGACGCGGAGUAGGGGGAGUAUGUCGAGUGAGGACGAUGAGCUUCAGAAGCCGAGCCCGGGUGUUGAAUCAGAUGACGACGACGAUGAGUUUGAUGACUGUGACUCUGGGGCGGGGUCCGAUGACUUUGAUUUGUUGGAAUUGGGGGAAGUUGGGGAGGAGUUUUGUCAAGUUGGGGAUCAGACUUGUAGCAUACCGUUUGAGUUGUACGAUCUCUCGAGUUUGGGUGAUGUUUUAUCAAUGGAUGUGUGGAAUGAGUGUUUGAGUGAGGAAGAUAGAUUUCUCCUCGCAAAAUAUCUUCCCGAUAUGGACCAAGAGAUGUUUAUGAGGACUUUGAAAGAGCUCUUCACUGGUUCCAAUUUGCACUUUGGGAAUCCCAUUACUAAGCUCUUUGGUAUGUUGAAGGGAGGGCUAUGUGAACCAAGGGUUGCUUUGUAUCGACAGGGUCUGAAAUCUUUUCAGAAGCGCCAACACUACCACCUUUUGAGGAAGCAUCAGGACUCAGUGGUCAACAAUCUUUAUCAGAUAAGGGAUGCUUGGCUUAAUUGUAGGGGAUACAGUAUUGAAGAGAAACUUCGUGUGUUAAACAUCAGGAAAAGUCAGGAUAGUUUGAUGCAUGAAAAUAUGGAAGAGUUGGAAUCGGACUCCUCAGAAAGAGAUGAAUCAGGGGAAGGUUUGUGGAGUAGAAAGCUAAAGGACCGGAAGUACAGUACGAAAACAGGUCGUCAUCCUGUUUAUGGAACAAGUCCAACCUCAGAUUUUACUUCUAGGGGGACGCCAAUGCCCUUGGAACAAGCAAAGUUUGGAAAGCAGAACCCUAAAGGAACAUUGAAAUUGGCAGGAUCAAAGACACCUUCGGCAAGAGAAUUAGUGGGUCGGUUUCCUCCUUUUCACCAUGGUGCAGAAAUGAAACUGGGUCCUUAUGGUUCACCAUUGGCAGCUCUUUCUCGACCAAAUAAGGCUGCAGGGUAUGAUUUAGGGGCUGCUGCCCGGAUGAGAGAUCAUAUGAGAGGUAAUGAUGAUGCUGAAGAAGCAAUGUAUGAAGUAGCUGUUCAGAAAGAUCCGAGUUUCUCAAGAAUUAGUUCACUGGAUAAAGUGGGACCCGUUAAGGUGGGAAAGAAGCAGGAAGGCUUGAGAGUCGAUGAUUAUACCACUAACAGUUUCAUGGGUUUGAGUGAUGUACCAACUUAUGGUGGCAACAGGGCCGUGAAUAAGUUGUCCGAUAUUAAGAUAUUAACUGCUAAGCCAUCUAAUGCCAAAAUUUCCUAUGAUUAUGGCAAAAAGGUGAAAUAUCUUGAGAAUGUUCCGCCAUUUCCAUUUGAAGAACCAAUGAAUUAUGGGAAAGGCCGGGAUCAGAAUUUGUCUCUGAAAGGAAGUUGGAAUGAGUUAUCUGAUGGACCCAGACCAUUUUGGCACGAAAAAGCACAAGGAGAAGCUUUCUCUGUUGAUCCCUCCUUUAAAUAUGGUGAUUGGAAUGUUAAAAGUAACAAGUGGAAGAUGGAGAGAGAGUCUUCUGACCUUAAAGUUAAUGAGAGGUUAGCUAAGCCUGAUUACAGGACAAAGUCAUCUCUAGAGAAGGUGAGGGGAAAUUCGGUGCAGAAUGGGAGGCGAGACAGUGUUGGACUGAGGGGCAGUAGAACAUAUGACAACACUGAGGAAACAGAAUCAGACUCGUCAAGGCAAACUGAUGAAGAAGAUGAGGAUGAUGAUGAUGACAAUCCUUUGAUGAGGAGCAAGCUGGCUUACCCUCAUGGGAUAUCUGGUCCAGAGCCUAGAAAGGCUAAAGUAUUCAACAAAAAUAAGAAGAAUCAGCCUAUAGAUGGAUUAUCACACCGCUCAAAGAAGAUGGCUGGUAUGGGUUACUUACAAAGUCCUCGUUUGAAAGCAAAGCAGAAGGGUAAGAUGCAUGAUAUGGAGAAUUUACAAAAUUCUGCUGCUAAAUUGUUGGAAGAUUGCUAUUUCUCUGGAUCAGGCCAGUUUAAUGGUGAUGACAAUCAGAAACAAACAUAUGAGUCGAGGAAGAAUGAUAGCCAGUUGCAAGGAGAACACAGCGAAAGAUUUCACAUGGCCUCACUGAGGACCCUCCCUGCAGAGAGAAGGCAGAAAGGGCAUUUUGGGCAUGAUUAUUCUCUCCAUCAGUCAAAUAACUUGCAUGAUUAUGUUGUUGAUGAGAGGGAUUCUCUUGAAGCACGGCAAUUAGCGGAGGAUAAUGUAGUUACUGGUAGACUGGGGAAGAAAGUUAAAGGCAUGGAAGCUUAUGGUGAUGAACGUCACGAAAGAUCUGAUGUCCCAUUAGCAUUUGAAAAGAAGCGAAAAGUGAAGGAAGAUGUGACUCAAGAUGAGCGAGGUGAUAAUGAUCAUGUGCACUUUAGCUCUCAGCAGCAGCUCGGUGAUACUACUGUUUCUAAGAAACGGGGAAAACGGAAAUCAGAGGAUGGCUCAGGUGCUUUUGAGUUGGGAACCUCUGAGACCCCUGUCGCAGAAAUGGGAGCAGCAGAAGUAGAGAUUGAACCCGUACCACAGAAAAAGCCAUUUAUUCUGAUUACACCUACAUUCCACACUGGCUUCUCAUUCUCCAUUAUACAUCUACUUUCAGCAGUACGUACGGCAAUGAUAACUCUGCUUCCAGAAGAUUCCUUGGAUGCUGGCAAGCAUCUUGAUAAGAAUGAUGGAGGGGAGAAAGUUGGGGAGGACCAACACGGAAACCAGGAAGUGACAAAUGGGCUUCAUUCUCAGGUGAACUUGGAAAUCAACAAAUCAGAGAAUUUUGUGCAACUUAAUGUCCCUUCUCUCACUGUUCAGGAAAUUGUCAAUCGUGUGAGAUCAAACCCUGGAGAUCCGUUUAUCCUUGAAACUCAAGAACCACUUCUGGAUUUAGUCAGAGGAGUUCUGAAAAUAUUUUCUUCCAAAUCAGCACCUUUGGGAGCAAAAGGAUGGAAGCCACUUGUCUUCUAUGAAAAAUCCACCAAAAGCUGGUCCUGGAUUGGUCCAGCUUCCCAUAGUUCAUCAUCAGAUCAUGAAGUUGUUGAGGAGGUGACAUCUCCUGAAUCUUGGGGUCUUCCUCACAAGAUGCUUGUCAAAUUGGUUGACGCAUUUGCUAAUUGGCUCAAAAGUGGGCAAGAGACCCUUCAACAAAUAGGAAGUCUUCCUUGCCCACCCUCGUCGCUGAUGCAGUUUAAUUUGGACGAGAAAGAAAGGUUCAGGGACCUAAGAGCUCAAAAGAGUCUCACCACUAUCAUUCCGAGCUCUGAGGAAGUAAGAGGGUAUUUCCGCAAAGAAGAAGUUCUCAGGUACUCAAUUCCUGACAGGGCAUUCUCUUACACAGCUAUUGAUGGUAGAAAAUCUAUUGUUGCUCCCUUGAGAAGGUGUGGUGGUAAGCCAACAUCUAAAGCCCGCGACCAUUUUUUGCUGAAACGCGAUCGGCCGCCUCAUGUAACCAUUCUUUGUCUUGUGAGAGAUGCGGCUGCAAGAUUGCCUGGAAGUAUUGGUACCAGAGCAGAUGUUUGUACUUUGCUUAGAGACUCGCAGUAUAUAGUGGAAGAAGUCUCUGAUGCACAAGUCAAUCAAGUUGUUAGUGGAGCCUUGGACCGUUUGCAUUACGAACGUGAUCCGUGUGUUCAGUUUGACGGGGAAAGGAAAUUGUGGGUUUAUUUACACCGGGAAAGAGAAGAAGAAGAUUUCGAGGACGAUGGGACUUCAUCUACAAAGAAAUGGAAGAGGCCAAAGAAAGAAGCCUCUGAGCCAUUUGAGCAGGGAGCUGUGACUGUGGCUUAUCAUGGGUCUGAGGAACAACCUUUGGUUGAGUUGAGCUCUGAUCUCAAUGCUGAGCCAUCAUGCGGGGAUGAGAAUAAGAGAAUGGAGUUAACAGAUUAUGACGGCAAGCAUAUUACAGAGGACUAUGUCGAAACUAACCAUGGAUCUGAACAAGGGACCAUGCAUCAGGGUCGUCCAAUGGAUUGGGAGUCUCUUCGGUUGAGUUCUAUGCGAGAGAACAGAUUGCUUUGUCAAGAAAAUUCCACCAAUGAAGAUUUUGAUGAUGAGAUGUUUGAUAUAGAACCACCGGAACUUUUAAGCACAAGCUUGUCGUGAGGCUCCAGGCUUGGUGUCCACCUACAUCUUGGGGAUGAUUUCCAGCAAGGUGUUUUCCAUUCAUUCAAGGGUCGGCACCAAACAUGUAAAUUGUUUCGGGUUCAGAUUUUUUCACUUAUUUAUCCUUGUUGAGGCCCAAUUUAGUGUUUUACAGAGAUAUCUCGAGCUUUGACCUCCAGAUCCCAGAUUUUUCUUUUACAUCAAAUUUGGUACUAUGAUCAACCGAGUAUAGUUUACCGAUAAAAUGGGGUAAAUUCUGUAUGUUGGAGCUGUAAAUUAUUUUUGUUGAAAUAUCAGAUUAGCAUCUGGUGGUAGUUUCAGCUUUUUUUUGCUUGUACUUGAAUGUUGCAUCUCUUGAAAUUUUAAGUGGACUUUUAGUUGUCUUUUGUAGGAUGGGGUGAUUAAUUCCCAAUAAAGACGCUUUAUAUUUUUAUCCUCAGGGAUGACAAUGAUCUUUUCUUCAUCUUUAGACGGAACUCGGGGAUGAGGUAUUGAUCAAUUGAUAGUGUACAUCAGGUACGGAUCUCUUUUCUACAAAUUCAGUACCGGGGGUUAUUUUGCACGAGAAGUGAAUGAAUGGUUGAAGGUAACUAAGGAGUUUUGAUGAUCGUGAGAAUGUGCAGAACACCACUUGAAUGUAGCAUUCUCUCCCCCUUAUUUACAUGUAAUCCUAUGGAGAGAGGCGGAUGCUUGUCUCUAGCAGGGAGCUUCGGUCGUGAAUGUGUCGAUAAAUCUGUAAUGGUAUUCUGUCUUUUGGAAAAACAGGCAACUUUGUUCCUUCUCA